UCUGUUAGUGAGCUUGUCAAAGCUGUAAGCGUGAAGCAUACCGCUCGAUAUAACUUCAAUCAAUUAAUAUCUGCAUAAGGCAAUUCGAAAAAAGAAACAAACAAAUGACAUUACAAGCGAAUCGUUAGUUUCAUUUUUAUCACUUUUUUAAUGCGUUUUAUAAAGUAAUUCCUAUUAUUGAUGAUUUACUUUCAUUGAUAAAUGCAAUUUUUACUUUGGCUUUCAGGAUAUCUCUCUUAGAUCAUCUAGGAUAAGAUUCUGAAUAAAUUUUCACAAUUGAAAAGGCUCACAACUGGGAAAUAUUUAUAUUGAAUUUAAAUAAACAUUAUCUUGUUCAUUCGGGAGAACAACCUUAUUCACACAACAUGUGUAACAGAACAUUAACAUGUAGCAGUAGUUUAAAUAAUCUCUCUCUUGCUUACUCUGGAGAAAAGCCUUAUGCGUGCACUCUGUGUAAUAAAUCUUUUGAAAGAAAAUCUCAUUUAAAUAGACACUAUUUUGUUCAUACUAGUGAGAAGCCUUAUUCAUGCAAUGUGUGUGAUAAAACCUUUUCACAUAAAGAUUAUUUAAAUCGACAUUCUCUUACACAUACUGGAGAAAAACCUUUCAAAUGCAGUGAAUGCAAUAAAACAUUCUCACUGAAUGUGUAUUUAAUGAAACACUCUGCUAUCCAUACUGGAAAAAAGCCUUAUUCGUGCAGUGUGUGUGAUAAAACAUUCACACAGAGCUCUAGUUUAAAUAAACACUAUCUUGUUCAUACUAAAGAAAAGCCUUAUUCAUGUAGUGUAUGUGAUAAAACAUUUUCACAGAAAAGCAGCGCAAAAGAUCAUUUUCUUGUCCAUACUGGAGAGAAACUUUUUAGCUGCAGUGUGUGUAAUAAAUCUUUUCGAAAAAAAUCUAAUUUAACUAGGCACUAUUAUACACAUACUGGAGAAAAGCCUCAUUCAUGCAGUGUAUGCGGUAAAAGAUUUACAAGUAAAAUUCAUUUAAAUGAACAUUAUGUGGCUCACACGGGUGAAAAGCCAUAUUCAUGCACUGUGUGUAAUAAAACAUUCACACAGAAAACUCUUUUAAAUAGACACUCGCUUGUUCAUACAGGUGAGAAGCCUUAUUCAUGCAGUGUGUGCGAUAAAAAAUUUAGACUCAAAACUUAUUUAAAUGAUCAUUUUGUAGUUCAUACUGGAGAAAAGCCUUAUUCAUGCAAUGUGUGUAAUAAAACAUUUUCUCAGAAAACUCAUUUAAAUAGACACUUACUUGUUCAUACUGGUGAAAAACGUUUUUAUUGUGAAGUGUGUGAUAAAUCUUAUGUGAAUAUGUCUAAUUUUAAUAGACACUCUUGUAAUUCUAACAAAAUGGUCAAUUUGUAAAAAAAAAAUCUGGAGAUAAAGAAAAAAGCCUCUAGAAAAUUUAUCUUAAAAAUUAGAAAAAAUUUUUAAGUAACAUAUUAUCAGGGAGCAACAAAUCCCAGGUGCCAGGUCGUCCUGGCAACUAACUUUCCCAACAUACAAAUAUUAUUCUUUUACUACAUACGUUUAAACUAUUCUAAACGGGGGUGAUUCAUUAAGAAAAAAAUUCAUUUGAUCUUAGCUUAAAAAUUUUAUUGAACUAUAGAUAGUAUUUUAAAGCUAAAACUUAAAGACAGUGUUAAUGUAUAUUUCUAAUUUAAUACUUACAUUAAAGGAAACAAUAUUAAUUUACCUACAGUUUUAGUGUAUAUUUAUAGUUUGUUUUAUAAAGUUAUAAGAAUUACAAUUUAAAAUAUUUCCUAAAAUUAUUGCGGAAUUUGAUUUUUUUUUUAACUCCUUCACUGUGAAAAGCUACAGAUGUGACCCAUUUUAUUAAAAAAUGGUCAAGCAUGUCUGUGGAAAAUAGUUUUUUUUUUACUUUGCAGUAAUUGUGAUAAAGUCAUCACAAUAAUUCUAGAAGCUGGUUCCUAAAAUUUUAUUUUUCUCAGUCCCUGUGUAUUGGUGUAAGAAUUAAUAAAGUGAAAAAAUGUAUGCUAAUCAGAUUGGAUCGAAACACUGAUGAAAGAGAACCAUCUGUAAUUAAGUGUCAAUAAAUAACUUUUCAUUUUUA
This is a messenger RNA of Parasteatoda tepidariorum (common house spider), 2076 nucleotides long. RefSeq lists its product as uncharacterized. NCBI's taxonomy places the organism in Eukaryota, Metazoa, Arthropoda, Arachnida, Araneae, Theridiidae. The record is from RefSeq and is a predicted model, not a curated record. Gene Ontology annotation, biological process: regulation of DNA-templated transcription. Gene Ontology annotation, molecular function: RNA polymerase II cis-regulatory region sequence-specific DNA binding; DNA-binding transcription factor activity, RNA polymerase II-specific.